ACCACACUUGGUGUGUGCACGCGAAACACCUAAGCAUUGCUCCACCGAACCGCGAAAGCCGAAACCCUUCCCAAAAGCAGAUGUUGAAAUCCAUCGAUUCCAAUAAAUUGAUCGAUUCAAAUUGCAGAAACUAAAAACCAAGCAGUUCUCUCUCUCUCUCGCUCUCGAUCUCCCUAAAAAUUUUCUUGAUUUUGUCUCUCUUACUAUAUUGUUUCCAUAAUUUCAGCAAUUUUCAAUUUGCCGAAACCUCAAAGUUUACCGAGUUUUCUAGGAUGAACUUUCCGAAUUGUUGAUUUCUUCCCCUCUAUUACACAAUCAUAGUUUAUCACAAACUUCACACAAGUUUAGGGUUUCUGAUUCCUUACGUUUUCAUGAUUUCAAUUUUUUAUUUCGAAUUCCACAUGCUAAUUUUUGCUCAAAGUCGAAUCCCUUAGAUGGGUGCCCGUUGUUUGUCUCUAGUUUGCACAGAAUUUCAGACAAGUUCAGAUCAAUGGGUGCUCGAACCAGUAAUCGGAAGCGCGGUGACGAUUAUUUUACCUGGAAUUACAAAUCGCCGUAUUUGAAGCCACCCAAUUUUGAUAGCCACGACAAUCACGUUUCGAAAAAGCCCAGGUUUUCAUCUUCUAAGUGUCGAAGCCCUGAUGAACCAUUCUCAUCAAAAAGCACAGCUUCAAGAAUUCAUCAGUAUCCGGAAUCGACUACAGGAUUUCGGAGAGAAGUUCAUGCCCCUGUUAGAGCACUCAAAUUUGGGUCCACUGCGAAUUCGAGGCCGAGUGCUGUUGGGGUUGGUCAGAGGGAGAUUGUAGCUGAUAGGGAUAGGAAUGUGAGAGAAUCUGAGUAUGAGAAGACGAGGAAAAGCACAUUGGAUAGUUUGAGGUAUUUCAAGAUAGAUAAGGAGGUGAUUGAGGUUGAUAGUGGGACUGUUGAUGAUGGCGAUGAUAUUAAGGAGGCGAUUGGGGUUGAUAGUGGGACUGUUGAUGAUGGUGAUGACGAUAAGUUGGUGAUGGAGGUUGAUAAUGAGACUAUUGAAGAAGACGAUGAUGAGGUUUCGGAAAUUGAGAAUUUGGAAGAUGGGAGGGAAGGAAGCUCUUUGUUUUCAGAGAAAAGUUCGAAAGAGACCAGUGGGGUGGUGGGGAUAUCACCAAAAUUGGAGGGGGAUUGUGCCAGGAAAAUGUUGGACUCCUUGUCAUUGAACAAGGGUUUGGCCGAUGUGCCUUUGUAUAAAAAGUUACUUUAUUCCAUGAGGAGAAUGGAUCCCAAAUUUAAUAGUUUGCAGGUUGAGAUUGAGUUGAAGUGGAAAAGGUUUCAAACACUUCAGUUGUUUUGGCAUCCAAAGAAACCAGAGGAGGAUAUAGUUACGGAGCCUUUUGUGCCACUUACUAAGGAAGAAGAGGCUGAUGUUGAUCGUGCCCUUUCUAACUCGAAUAGGAGAAAGGUUUUGGUCAAUCAUGAGAACUCUAAUAUUGAGAUUACAGGAGAAGUAUUGCAGUGUUUAAGACCGGGCGCGUGGUUAAAUGACGAGGUUAUUAAUCUGUAUCUUGAGUUGUUGAAAGAGAGGGAAAAGAGGGAGCCCAAAAGAUUUUUGAAAUGUCACUUCUUCAACACAUUCUUUUACAAGAAGUUAAUUGGGGGGAGGGCUGGUUAUGAUUUCAAAGCAGUUAGAAGAUGGACUACACAACGGAAACUGGGUUACUACCUUCUUGAGUGUGACAAGAUUUUUGUUCCUAUCCACAAAGAAAUACAUUGGUGCUUAGCAGUUAUUAAUAAGAAGGAUGAGAAGUUUCAGUAUCUUGAUUCACUGGGAGGUCUUGAUACCCAUGUGAUGACCGUUCUGGCUAAAUAUUUUGUUGAUGAGGUGAAGGACAAGGGUGGGAAUGACAUUGAUGUUAGUUCUUGGAAGCAAGAGUUUGUUAAAGACCUUCCUGAACAGAAAAAUGGGUUUGACUGUGGCAUGUUCAUGAUCAAAUAUGCUGACUUUUAUAGCAGAAGUGUACGACUCUGUUUUAACCAGGAGAAUAUGCCAUACUUUCGCCGGAGGACUGCAAAGGAGAUUUUGAGAUUGAAAGCGGAGUGAUUAAUUACAAACCUCCAGCUUCAAGAGGAAUGAAUGCUUCACCUUAAUCAUGAGCACAAAGUGAAACAUGUGUGAAUUCUAGUUGGUGGUUUGCCCAAUUGCGCUAAUAGGUCAAACAUAACCUUGUUUGGGGAAACCUAAGUACGCUGUAUUCAGUAGCCUGCGAGGGAACCCUGGUAUGUACUGCAUGAGUACCAUUAAUCAGGUGUGGAAGACGGACAUCUUUUUGCAGGGUUGGCUUGAAUUUUUGUGUUGUUUCUUUUCUUUUUUUCUCCUUUGGCUAUAAUUUUUUUGGCCUCAUUUGUUCAGUGUUUGGAAUCACUACUUAUUCUGACCAUUUUCAAAUUAUUUGACAAUUGUAUGAUAUGCAUUCUUUUACCUUUUUU
Molecule: messenger RNA, 2460 nt
Organism: Ilex paraguariensis (yerba mate)
Lineage: Eukaryota; Viridiplantae; Streptophyta; Magnoliopsida; Aquifoliales; Aquifoliaceae
Source: the annotation of a GenBank genome assembly